AUGGCUUGGAGCGGCGAGCCUGACGAUAAUGCUGUCCAGACCUUGCUUGACUUCACUGACCAUGCCUUCGACCGCAACGAAGCCAUAAAGCGUCUCAAGGCCAACAACUGCGACGUCACCCAGGCCGUGGGCGAGUUCUACGACAACCCUGACAGCGCCAACAAGUAUCAGUGGGAUGACAGUGUCUGGUCAGCCGAUCGAGACGCGACUGGAAACACUGCUGGCGUUCAAUUCAACGUCCAGGGCCCCGACGUCACCACUACCCAGAUCGACAGCACCAGCGCUGCACCCACUCGCCCUCCCUCCAGAACGAACAACCGAUCGCCAUUGGGUAGGCUUGUCGACUUGACUGCGUUUCAGGCAGCAGGAGCUCCCGCUACCCAGGCGGAUGAGGAUGCCGACCUCCAGCGCGCCCUCGCCGAGUCUGCUGCCGAAUCCGGCCUACCCCCUCAAGAAUCCGGUGUUACUGCCGGCGAUGUGAACGAGAAGAAGUUCGGUCCUGCCACGCGAGCUGAAUACGAGCAAGACCAAUGGGCCAUGGUACCGACCAAGGUAGAAGCCACCCUUUCACAGAAAUCAGAGAUUCCGCCCUCCGCUCGGAAGCGAGACCCCGCUGCUCCUGCUUUUCUUCGCGCCAGCAAGGACCAUCGUGUAGGAGCAAUCCUGACCAUACUCAGCCAUAUACCUCUCGCACGUAACGCCCUCUUAUCAUGCGGAACCUCGAGUCGCACUUAUGGCUACAACGGUGAGUGGUGGGCGGGCCACCCAAUCCUGAAGCAGGAGAAUCUGGGCGCAGAUAAUCAGGACGAAUGGAGCGCAGCCAAGGACCAUCCCGACUUCCACGAUGAGCUUCAUCGCCUGAUCGCCUUCCUCGAGAAUGGCGAUCGUGCCUACGCUUCAGUAGAUGGCAUAGUGGACACUGAUGCUAUUGAUCCUCACCAUGGGUUCAACUGGGGCAGCUUUGAUUUCGAGGACAGGUUCUUCGAAGUUCUCAAAGGAGAGUACGAGCAAACGCUUAAUCCGUUACUGGAGCCGUUGAUGUCAACUGCUAGAACCGAACGCAUCGUAAAGCCUGCAGUCGAUGAAAUGCCCGCCGGCCUGGAUGACGCCGCCGUAACCCAGACCGUCGAGAGCGACAGCGUUGACGAGGCGAAUAUCAAUUUCUUGACCAUUCCCCUGAUGGAGAGCGAGAGCCAGUGGGUCUCCAGCCUGUACAAUGCUCUUGACGCCGUCUUCUGGAGCGAUGCCUUCUCCAACCGUGAAUUUCCUACCGACACCUCUAACACGGCCGUACUGACCAACGUUGGGGCCUUCUUCGUCCUGAGGAUUGGCGGAGAUGGUCUCUGUAAACCCUGCGACGUUCCCGUGACCCUGUACCUUGAUCGCUACAUGGAAGACCGGAAGGCUCAAGCUAUCACGAUCCAGACUCAGAUCCACAAGCUAAGGUAUUUUCUCAGUACAACCGAGAAGAGAGAGAAGAAAGUCCUGACAUGUUCGGGUGCGACUGAUUGUCGCGCUCGAAAAUGGUUUGAUGAUAAACCGCACAGCGCUCGUGAUUGCUGGCAAAAGACAAUUGAGGCAUGCGAAGCGCUGAUUGGCAGGCAGCGCAGACUGGCACAGCGUCGCUACACGGACAAUGAGUUGGAACAAGGCAAGACGCCCUCCAUACAGGACAUUGCGCUUAUAUACUCCGGCGACGCUCCCUACGAGCUUACUCCCGAGGAACUCGAAGUGCAGCACACUCUUGAGCGCGCUGCUCAAGCGGCCGAAGAAGAGCUUGCUGAUAUCGACCGUAAACUAGAGGGCAUCAAUUCAAGGCGUCAACAAUUUCUUGAGGCUCUCGACCAUUUGUCGAUGAGACUAACGACUCGCGAAGACGAAGCACCUCAAGAUUUUGUUGACAAGUACAUCACACCCUCUGAACCGCAGUACUACAAACCGGAAUUCUGGAACCCGACUCGCAGGUUUCUCCUUAGAGGUGUUGCGACAACGAACGAGAUUACGUAUGUGUGUACUAGAAGACAAGUUGAUCCCGUCGAGCUUGGGGAUCAGGCCGAACUGAGAGACCAAUGGUGGCGACUUGUCUACGCUGCACAAGAGAAGAAUCCCAUCAUCGUCGAGAAAACGGAUGCAGAAUCCGUCUCGAUAGCAGCUGGCAGUGAGUCCAAGCACCCGCUAUUUGUUUACGCCUCGGAGGAUGCCAUGAACGCGGACCCAGUGCAGCUUUCGGAUGCUUUACGCACCUUUGUACGUGCCGACAACAAAGUCUUCCAGAACGAGCUGUCCAAGGAACAAGUUCAGACAGAGACCUGGACUGAAGGGGACAGCGGCAAUGUCGCUUCACCCGGUGACGGCCCCGUUCCUCUAACGGCCGACGCGAUUAAUGCGGUAGCUCCCGCACAUUGGGCAUCCGUAGCAAAACGGAAGCACAGCCCUGCUUCGUCUGUCGCAACAAUCAACUCGACAGGUUCACGAAACAUAGAGAUGGUUUCUUAUGAUGACGUCCCGCAGUUCGCCGACUAUGGAGACCCGUCAAUGUCUUGGCAUCAUGAGUACGCCAGUCCAGUACCACACCCUAACAAACUCGGCGGUUUGGUCGAGUCCCUCGAGAAAUGCCAGACUUAUGAGCCCGAGUCGCCAGUUCUUGGCCGUCGUGAUCCACCAGAGCAGAAUAGGCACGAUUUUUCGUCUUCUAAUGCGACAUCUGAUGCAGUAAGGGCUCCAGAGAUGCAAGAACGUUCUGGUGGCCCAUCGCCGUUCAUGGUCAAUCGACCAGUUGAGAGAGCUUCGCAAGCUGCCCCGGGCCCGGCCAACCUCAUGGAUAUGGAUGUGGACGUGGACAUUGAGCACCAUGAGGGUUAG
Messenger RNA from Truncatella angustata, 2862 nucleotides. RefSeq lists its product as uncharacterized. The coding region runs from base 1 to 2862 and encodes 953 amino acids. Gene Ontology annotation, cellular component: nucleus; cytosol. Gene Ontology annotation, biological process: protein deubiquitination. The transcript is spliced from 5 exons. NCBI's taxonomy places the organism in Eukaryota, Fungi, Ascomycota, Sordariomycetes, Amphisphaeriales, Sporocadaceae. The record is from RefSeq and is a predicted model, not a curated record.